UAUAUCGCCGCUAUUUCACAAGGCACAUAGCUAAGCAAGCACAUCAAACACGGAAAUAAGCCGCGGAUUUCAACAAAUUUAACGCGCAAUAUAAUUUCUGACUGUUGCUUCUUGGCAAAAAUGGACAGGUCAGGGCAUUUAUCACAAACGCACAUGAUUGGACGAAUCCACUCAGUGUACUGCAAAGAUUUCGUAUCUUAUAACGAAAUUACGUAUUUCCCCAAAGAGUAUCUAAAUGUAUUGACUGGGCCAAACGGAACAGGAAAGUCUACAAUUGUAUCUGCUAUCAUAUUGGGAUUAGGCGGCGAUCCCCAGUUGUUGGAUCGUUCAUCUAGCAUUGCCGAUUACAUCAAAAGCAAUAAGAGCUCGGCAAUUAUUACUAUAACCAUUAAUGGGCGCUCAAAGAACUCCAAAGAAUCUUUUAAGCGAACAAUAAACCAAAAUGGACAAUCUCAUUUUUAUGUCAAUUCCAAGGAAUUGUCGAAGACAAAGUUUUUAGACAUCGUCGCCUCAUUCAACAUACAAGUUAGUAAUUUAUGUCAGUUUCUACCUCAGGAUCGUGUCCAGGAUUUUUCCAAAAUGAAUCCUCAAGAACUUUUAGUCAAUACUAUGUCAUCUGUCUGUGACGAUGAGUUUAUAAAGAAUUUCAACGAUCUAAAGGAAAUGAAACUGAAGCUAUUAAACGCCCACGCCGACCGUGAGAAAGAUAAAGAAAAUCUUCAGAAAGAGCAAAAGCGAUUAGAGCAGUUACAAGUUACAGUUGAUCAGUAUCAAGAACGUCAGGAAAUAUUGCAAAAGGUAAAUGUUCAUAAGGCGAAAAAAUUAUGGAGUGAAAUCACUGUAGCUAAUUCAAGAAUCGACGAGCUGAAAAGUAGUUUGAAUAAAGCAAAUAAGGAAUGUCAAACUCGCAAAAAGACAUAUGAGUUGCAAAAAAGAGCACAGCAAGAAAUUACACAAAAGAGUUUUGAUCUCAGGCAGAAGAAAGAGGAACAAAUUAAACUUAUAAGUCAUGCCAAUAAUGCAAAAAAUAAGUUGGACUCUCUGUUGGAGGCUGUAAAACAUAAAGUGAAUGAAAGAAACUUCGAAUUAAAGAGACAUAUCGAGCAAGCAAAUAAAAACAAAAUGGAAGCUGAUAAUCUGAAGCAAGCUGCAGAAGGUAAAAAUCAAGAAUUGCAGCAAUUUUAUAAGUACAAAUCGGAUUUAGUAAAUGAGCUCGAGGAACAUGGAAAAAUAAUAAAUCAAACUCGCGAGACGACCAUGAGGCAGUACAAUAGACGCAGAGAAAUUGAAGCCAAACUUAAUGAUGAGAAAAUUCCUGAGGUGACAGCCCUAAAGCAUAAGAUUGAGAGAUUGCAAAAUAUAAAAACACAAAAAAUUGAAGAAUUGCGCAACCAAAAUCCAAAUUUAAUCAAAGCCAUGAGUUGGGUUGCUGAAAAUAAGCACAAAUAUAAGUCCAAUAUUUACGAUCCAAUGAUAUUUGAAUUAAAUAUUAAAAGCCCUGAUGCGGCUAUGUGUUUGGAGAACCUUAUUCGACAGCGUGAUUUAUUUGCAUUCGCUUGUGAAGACAAAAAUGAUAUGUCUGAUCUGAUUAAUGAAUUAUGUGUGAAGCAGAAGUUAUCCGUUAAUAUCAUUUAUUGUGCUCCAGGAAACAGAUGCUUGUAUACCUCGACAGUACCUCUAUCUGAAAUUACAUCUAUUGGAUUCACAUCGUACCUGGUGGAUCUAGUCUCUGGACCAAUGCCUAUUAUAAACAAACUGUGUGGUACUUAUCAAAUUCACAAUAUUCCCAUUGGAACUGAAGAAGUCAGUAAUAAUACUUCAAUAAUUCCUAAGUCAAUCCGUGUAUUCUUCGGUGGUACUAAAAAGUUUUUAGUGACAGCAUCUCGGUACCGAUCAGACUUAAUAUUAACCGAGAGUACGAUUCAAAGGAAAAAUCAACUUAUUACUCUUGACUCAAAACAAUUGGCAGCGCUUCAAGAUCGGUACAACAAUUCAAUAUCUGAAAGAAAUCAACUUAGAAAUAAAUUAGUAGAAGUCGAUAAUGAAUUUGAACGCUUACAAGCGACAACGAAGGAAGAGGUAGAAAAAAAACGAAAAAUUGAACAAAAAUUGAAUUAUUUCGAAAAUUUGGAAAAUGAAGUUAAAAAACUAAAUGAUAAAAUAUUAAACAUCAAUAGAUCAUUCAAUUCAUUGGAUGACGUAGAAAAAACUUUUCAAAAAAAUGUUCUGUCAGAUUUUAAGCAGUUAUUUGAAAUUGAACAAAACUUACUUAAAAUUCUUGAGACUUGUGAGAAGAAUAUAGCCCUAAAGAAAGUUUUUCAACUAAUGGAAAGCGUUCAUAUAAGGCAACAUGAAUCUCAAAUGAAUACUCUCAAUGAAAGUGAAGAAAACUAUAAGGGCGCUUGUGGAAAUGUCGAGAAAAUAACUAAAUCUCUGGAAACCCACACGGAAAGUAUUCAAUCGAAAACUGAGGAGCUGCAAAGUUUAUGUAAUGGCAAACUUCCAUCAAGCAAGGAUUUUCCAUUCAAAUCUGAAUUCCGAGAUUUAUCAAAACUUCACAUUGAACAAAUCCAUGAAGCUAUUGUCGAAUUCCAGGCAAGAUUGGAGUGUAUGGCAAAUGUGAAUCCACAGGCUAUCGCAGACUUUCAACAGCGUCAGGAACAGGUGAAACUGUUAAAGCAAAUUAUCGAUCAAAAAACCAAUCAAGAGAAAAACGUUGAUGGUCAAAUUACUGCAUUAUUCAAUAAUUGGGAGCCAAAACUUAACAAUUUAAUAGAAACCAUAAGCGCUAAGUUUAGUGAAUUUAUGGAAUCUAUGUCAUACAUAGGGGAAGUGGUCUUGUCCAGAAAUGAUAAACAUGAUUUUAAAUCAUAUGGUAUACAAAUUAUGGUUCAAUAUAGAAAAGAGGGAAAAUUACAAACUCUCGACAAAUAUAUUCAAUCCGGUGGAGAACGUGCUGUAGCUAUUGCAAUCUAUUCUAUGUCUUUACAGCACGUUACAAGUGUACCAUUCAGAUGCGUUGAUGAAAUUAAUCAAGGCAUGGACGCCACUAACGAACGUAACAUUUUUGAGUUGUUAUUAAGAGAAGCCACUAAAGAGGGAUCUGCUCAAUAUCUAUUUGUAACUCCUAAGUUGCUUCCCGAUCUAAACUACAAUGACCAUUUAUGCGUUUCCGUGGUUUAUAAUUCAGCAUCUAUGAAACCGGGUGCCAAUUUUCCACGGUGUUGAAUCUCUACUCAAUGUUUUCUAUUAUUAAAUGUAUCUAUAUAUUGGUAAGUGGUUACUAACUACCAAAUAAAACGCUGUGCGGUUGAAAUUAAAACGCAUCCGAUCCGAUGAAAAAAAA
This is a messenger RNA of Drosophila nasuta, 3346 nucleotides long. RefSeq names its product structural maintenance of chromosomes 5 (gene SMC5). Gene Ontology annotation, molecular function: single-stranded DNA binding; ATP hydrolysis activity. Gene Ontology annotation, biological process: double-strand break repair via homologous recombination. The record is from RefSeq and is a predicted model, not a curated record. The coding region runs from base 121 to 3228 and encodes 1035 amino acids. NCBI's taxonomy places the organism in Eukaryota, Metazoa, Arthropoda, Insecta, Diptera, Drosophilidae. The transcript has 17 exons. Gene Ontology annotation, cellular component: Smc5-Smc6 complex; nucleus.